AUGCCAGUCAUGAAGCGUACAUUCGUUUCCAUACUCUUGAUUAUCGCGUGUUUUGAGUUGCUGCUUGCUGCCGCAAAGCAAGAUGAUGAGACCCAGAAUGGCCCGCUGCUCGAUCGGCUGUUGCGCUUUCGAAGGCAAAGUGGUGGAGUGAACUAUGGCUUUCCUACAUUUCCCGAUUUUGGAAGGCAGGGACAGCUUCCUAACUUUGGACAGCAGGGCCUUGGUGGAGGAGGUGGAUUGUUUUCACGCAGCGAUUUUUCCGAUUUUAUGCCUGAUCCCUCACAAUUCAAGGGUAAUCAAGUAUGGACUACGAAGAGUUGCGUCUACGAUGAGAAGGGAAAGGAAAAGUGCGUCGAACGGCACGGCGAUAAGCCGAAACACUAGACAUGGG
Molecule: messenger RNA, 391 nt
Organism: Anopheles maculipalpis
Lineage: Eukaryota; Metazoa; Arthropoda; Insecta; Diptera; Culicidae
Exons: 3
Coding region: 1-384 (127 amino acids)
Source: RefSeq, a predicted model, not a curated record